GUAAUUUCAGGUUGCUGCGCUACAUGGGCAGGAAACAUGGUCUUGGACGCUCUCUUGUUAAACAUAUUGGAUCAGAGUCUUCUGAAAGAUCAGUUAGUCUUAUAGUCAGUUAUAUCUAUAAAAAAGGGGCGUCAUGUAGUUCGAACAAACACUGCUGGGGAUUGGUCUCGUUUACCUGUUCAUUCAGUCACAGAACAAACAGGUUUAGAUGAAUUCUUUAAUAUUGCCAACCUUGCCAACCAUGAAUUCAAGGCUCGUAAGACUUUUAAUGCCCAUCAUAUGAUUUUCAGAGAAAAAGAACAUCAGGCUUCUCACUUCAUCCGAAAUUAUGGGCAUACCAUCUUCCUCCGACUGCUCUAAAAUCUCAGAAGUUCAUGUUAUGUACAAAGACUUUCUCAAAAUACCCAGAAGUUAAGUAGAUGUUUAUUUACGUGUGUGUUGAGUGGUUCUUUUGCAUAUCCACCUUUUUAACUCAUGUUAGCUUUCUCAGAAUCUACAUGCCUUGUUCCUACCAUGGUAUUAUGUAAAACCGGUUCUUGCACAAGCGUUCGAGAAAUAUGUCGUUAUGCUUAGCUUUCGGUCUACUAGGUUUUGAUAUAUAUUUUUGGCCGUGAAUUUAUGCCCGACUGUACAUUUAUCUAAACCCAAAAACACGUGACACUUCACGGGUUAUUCGUGUAGUCCUACAGUCGGGUAUAUAUUCACGGCCAAAAAUAUAUAUAUCAAAAGCGGUAGGACUAAACUAUGCUGCUGAGAUUUGAACGAAUCUUAAAUGACCUUGAGAAAUAUUAGCCAAUCAGAAGACAGUGUACAUUAAAAAUUCAUUAUACAAAACCAGAAUUAAAGUUAAAACACUUCUUUUACAUGAGUCAAAAACUUCUCAAGGUCAGAUAUAGGUUCAGAAGUUCUAAAAUCAUAGUGCAUACGGUACAGGAACACAUCCAUAUGGCUCCAUAGUAGUCGACCUCUGAAACCAUGAUAAGGUCUCAAAAAUUCUUUGAGCCUCGACCACAGCUUCAGUAAUGUUGGUAUAUUGGUAUCGUUUACGGUUUAGGGUUGGAGUUAAGGUUAAGGGUGAGACUGUAGUUUAUGGACGACCUUUUGGAGACGCUAGAGUGACUGAGUGUCAACAUAAUAACUAAGACCAAAUGAGGGUAUAAACCAGUGUGAAGAAUUUAAAUUAUGAUUUAAAGUUCACGGUUAAGGCUAGGAAUUAUACUUGAGGUUUUCAUCACGAACGGACAUCAGCUAUAAUGCCAAAACUCUAUUUAUCCAAAUGGAUAAUUGAAUUUCGCGCAAAAAUCUUUUGAUCACUUCUCUUGUAGACGCUGAAUUAUCACGUCUUCCCUAAAAUCCGCUGUAAACCGAUCGUACGUAAGCAUCAGGUACCGAACUUAGCGCCGUGACCUUAGGUUCAUAAUGUAGAUGCCAACUCAGUCUAACUAAUCUUCACUUGUAACAUUGUAUCACAAGGUAGUCUAUAGCUAAUGAGGAAUGUUCCAUAUGAGAAACAAAUUCGGAUAUUCCAAAAUAGCUUGUUGGGCACUAAAGUUUACUUGAAGGUAUCGCCGAACCUGGAUUACUCGAUUCAGAUUUAAAGACUUCCUUCUAAUAUUGGUGAAUCAUAGUUGACGUAUGUCGGCGUACAUGUAAACAAACGUGAACCUGAAUUAUGAUGUCAUUAAGUCAAAAGCUACCAUGGAACCGAAGGUGGAGUUUUUCAGGUUUUGUAAUCAGGAAAUCUAUGGUUUUUGAACUUGUCAUUUAAAUCAACCUAAUUGAUUGAUUAUCAUGUUUUCACUAGAUUCACAUCUCAUAAAAUCUAUCUCGUUAGAUAGAAUUAACGCUACUAAAAUAUUUCUCGUCAUUGUAAAGUAACAGGAAAAAUGAGUUGUCGCCUUGAGGGGAUUCCCGUUUGGUUUAGUUUUUAGAAGUUUAACUUCCUAUCGAUUGUUAAGUAAGUAGAGGUAAGAUCCACACAUGUUUGUGAGUGCCUAAGGAUCACUAAUGAUGUACAAUUGUUUUGUUAGGUAUGUUGCGCCACAAAAAUAUUGGAGAAUAACUAAGUCGAUGAAUAAGCUUUCAUAAUUCGAUAUAUGUCACUUACGGGCAAAAAAAUCAUCCAGAAAGUUUAUUCUUCAUUUAUUUAGUAACCUAUUAAUAUUCAGGUCGUUUUGUAUAGGAUUAUUUCCAAAUAAAAGGGCUUCAUCGUUUAGUUUUAUUUGGCUUCUUACAGACCUAAGUGGAGUUCAGAAAUGUCAGUUUAUACGUUGGAUAAUCUUGAAAAAGAAGAAUUCUUGAAAUGGAGACGAUCGUUGGCUUUGCUGGAAGAAAAGGAUGGCAUCGUCCUUACUCCUUUUGAGCGGAAUCUGGAGUUCUGGCGUCAGCUAUGGCGUGUCGUGGAACGUAGCGACGUUGUCGUCCAGGUGGUCGAUGCUCGUCAGCCUCUUUUAUAUUAUUCGAGUGACUUAGAUGGAUAUGUCCAUGAAGUUGAUUCGAACAAGACAUGUGUGGUUCUUGUUAAUAAGUCUGACUUUCUCACAAAUAAACAAAGAGUUUUAUGGGCGGAGUAUUUUAAAACUAUUGGUAUUAAUGCCAUAUUUUGGUCGGCUGUUCUAGCCAGUGAACAGAUGCUGCGACAAAGUUCUACCAAUAUUACCCAAGCUUGUGAUAUUUCAACUAAAACAAUUAGUGAAAUCAGUUUGGAAUCCGAGUGUAAUUCUGAGGAAAGUCAAACAGACUCAGAUACUGAUAGCGAGGCUAGUACAGUAACUAUUCAUGAAGAAAGUAACGAAGAAAGUCCUAAGGUUGUCAGGUAUACUACACAGUUUCCGAAUAGACUGAGUUGUAAAAAAAGUGGUCCUUGUGAUGGUACAUUGAAUACAAAAGAAAUCAGUGAACCGAUUUCAGAGUUCUCCCAUUCUGUUGGGCGCGAUGUUAUUGAUGCUGAAACAUCUAUCCAAUCCAACAGACAAAAUGGUGAGGCGGAAGCUAAGCUUGUUGGCGUUGAGGAGCUGAUAAAUUUAUUAACUGAAAAAUAUAGUCCAUCCGGUCGUCAAUCAAAAGAUCCUUUGACUGUUGGCUUCAUUGGUUACCCAAACGUCGGGAAAUCUAGUACACUCAACGCGAUACUAGGUCAUAAAAAGGUUCCAGUGUCAGUUACACCUGGGAAAACCAAACAUUUCCAGACCAUUUAUGUCCGAUCAGACUUGAUACUUUGUGAUUGCCCGGGAUUGGUAAUGCCAUCUUUUGCCUAUUCUAGAGCAGACUUAGUUGUAGCUGGUAUAUUAUCAAUCGAUGGGAUGCGUGAUUAUAUAGCUCCUGUUGGUUUAGUUUGUGAAAGAAUUCCACGUCACAUUUUGGAGACAAUGUAUGGAAUCAACCUUCCUAAAUUCCAAAAUACACAAGUAAAAGAUGGUUUAAAUCGCAUCCUGACACCACAUGAAUUAUUGGCUGCUCAUGCAUUUAUGCAUGGUUUUAUGACAGCUAAAGGGAAUCCAAAUUAUGAUCGUUCUGCAAGAAUCAUUUUAAAAGAUUAUGUAAAAGGUCGACUUUUGUACUGUCAUCCUCCUCCAAACACAACUGAUCCUCUUGAUUUUCAAUCACUUGGGCGAGAUGAUGGUUUACCUUGCGGGGUUGGUUAUUUUCCUGAUCAAUCCAAAGCUGAACGGUUUCUUAAACGAUUAGAUGAAAAACAGAAACGAGCAUCCAGUCAAUCUAUUGAUGAAGUUAUCACUGAUUUUGAUCGAUUAGCGUUUAAACAGGAGCAGCAUGCACGCGAGCUUAUUAAAUCUCAUAAGCAAAUACCUAUUUUACGUUCCAAUAUAGAAAAGUCAAAGAUCGAUGAUGAAGUAUCAUCGAAUGCAUCUUGGAGUACUGUUGGCUCAGUUGAGACUGUUAGCAAUUUGUCAUGUAUUAGUAGUGGGACAACACAAUUUGUCUUAGAAGAUGGUGCAGUCAAAAAACCUUGGCGUCUAUUAAGUCACGCUAAACGCUUGAAUUCAGUACAUUCAACAAUAGUAUCAAACCAAACAGAGGCUGUAAAACAUAUAACAAGACAUAAAAAAUGCAAAGAAAAACUUCGUCGAGUCUAUCGUUAUUUAGAUGAACAUGAAAGAACAUGAAAGAAAACUAUUAUCUACCUAACUUGCAUCCUAAAAAUUAAACUUCUACAAAAUUUUUUCAGUCCUUGUACAUUUGACUAUUUUUUAUCUAAAUAAUUGAUAAAUAAAUUUUUUGGAUCAUG
Molecule: messenger RNA, 4246 nt
Organism: Schistosoma rodhaini
Lineage: Eukaryota; Metazoa; Platyhelminthes; Trematoda; Strigeidida; Schistosomatidae
Source: the annotation of a GenBank genome assembly